CUUCAGUCUGAGUUAGCUUUCUGGUGUGGCAUGAAGUGUGUAUAGUUUACGCACGUACGCGCGUUAAGUUGCUUUCCACUGGUAGUUUCGUUGACAAAUUUCCCUGCCUUUUGGCAAAACAUUUUGCUCCGUGGCGGUUCGAUUGAAGAAAAAAAAAAAUAAGUGGAGGAAACGGUGGCCGUUUUGUGCAAUCCAAAUUGUUUCGUGUCGCGGGUCCUUGAAGUGGUUCAUUACGAGCCAACAGAGUGGUGUCCGAUCUUCGCCCAAGGAUGAAGUCAAAGUGUAAAAUUCGCCUCUAAACACAAAACAUCUCGUCGGAUCGUUAGUGGACCUCGACAUCGAAUCGGUGCUGCUCAAACCGGUGGAAGUGGUGGAUAAGCAAGAAGUAGAAGCAGUGCGCUCCUGUAAAGUUUCCUUCGGUCAGGAUAGGAGGGGGAACUUCGGGGCGUUUCUCCUCUGUUGAUAUGUGUGUUUGGUGAGAAGAAGAAAAAAAAGUUAUGUGAAAGGAAAUUGUUGUGUUUCGAAAGUUAGUAUUUCCAACAGAAAUACGCAAAGUGAUAAUUCCGAUGAUUUGAAGUGCAUUUUUUUCUGUGCUGGCUUGCCGAAUGAAAACCAUGUAAAUUUGCGUGUGUUGUUUUUUAUUCAACACGGUGGAAAUUUUGCCUACAGCUACGAAGUGGAAAACUUUGAGCCGUCGACGGCAAUUAGUGGAAGAAACCCUGAAAGGCGGCCUCAUCGAAUAGUGAGCAAUUGUUUUCACUGACAGCUGUUAUUUUGGUAGAACAGGAGACAAACGCAACUUCCAAAAUGGGCUGGGGAACAGAACUAUGGGAUCAGUAUGACAACUUGGCGACACAUACUCAGAAAGGAAUUGAUUUUUUAGAACGAUAUGGAAACUUCAUUCGUGAUCGUAGUGCCAUCGAAGUCGAAUAUGCCGGAAAAUUGAGGCGGCUCGUCAAAAACUACCAACCAAAAAAGAGCAAAGAAGAUGAAGAAAACGAAUUCUCCUCGUUUCAAGCGUUCAAAAGCGUACUCAAAGAAGUGGCCGACCUGGCCGGACAGCGGGAAGUUGUCGCGGAAAACCUCCAGAUGCAGGUACUACAGGGCAUUACACUGCUUGCCAAAAAUCUUCGCGAUGAGCGCAAGAAGUCCCUCAACGAGGGCGCCGUGCUCACGCAAAACCUCAACGGCCAGAUGGGUUCACUAGAUCGGGCGAAACGGAACUACGAGAAGGCAUACCGUGAGGCAGAGAAAUCCAUCGAAAGCUACCAGAAGGCGGAUGCUGAUCUUAACCUGAGCAGGGCGGAGGUGGAGAAACAACGGAACAACAUGAACAUCCGCUGCGGCCAGGCGGAGGAUGCCAAGAAUGAGUACGCGAACCAAUUGCAGAAAACGAACAAACUACAGCAGACACACUUCGAAUUAUCGCUGCCAGAGGUUUUCAAUCGAUUACAAGAGCUGGAUGAGAAAAGAACGCGAGGACUGAAAGAGUUCAUCAAGGGUGCUGCCGAUGUGGAAUCGGCGGUGGCCCCCAUCAUCGCCAGGUGUCUUGAAGGUAUGGUGAAAGCCGCUGAUGCCAUAAACGAAAAGGAGGAUUCACUUAAAGUUAUAGAGAAAUAUCAAUCCGGCUUCCAACCUCCCGGGGACCUGCCCUUCGAAGACCUCUCGAAAGCUGAUUCCGACACCUCCAACAACUCCCAGAACUACACCUCAACCGGUGGCGGCGGUUUGAACCACUUGACAGCGAAGGGCACUACGACGCAAAAGCUGAAAAAACGAGUCGGAAUUUUCGGCAUUUUCACCAGCAAUAAGAAGAUUGUUGAAGCCUGCAUCCAAGUGAAGAACAACCUCUCAAUGGACGGUAUGAAGGAAGAUUUCAACGAUCUACCACCGACGCAAAGGCGGAAGAAGCUCGCGGCCAAAGUGCAAGAGCUGCAGCAAAAGGUCGCCCAGGAACAGGCUGCCAGUGAAGGGUUGAUGAAGAUGAAGGGCGUCUACGAGGCAAACUCGCUGCUCGGAGAUCCACGCUCCGUCGAAGAGCAGUUGAACGAGUCUGUCAACAAGCUGGACAAACUGCGGCUCGAGCUGCAGCGCUACCAGAAAUUACUCGACCAGGCAAACAGCCAGACCGUUAUACAGCACAGUCCACAGGCGAAUCGGGUGGUACAGAACGGACAACGGUCAUCCAGUUUAUUAUAUUACAGGCAUUCCAAUGGUAGCAGUAAUCACGACCACCACGAUGACCACGGCGAUGAUCAUCCAGAUCAUGACGCUGGCAGUUUAAGCAGGUCAGGAUCAGAGAGUAGUGUACAACAAGCGCAAAAUGGGCUUAAUAUUAACAGUAACGGCAGUUCGGCUAGUCCAGAGAGUGGUCUCGGAACAUCCCACACGUCUCUACCGGGCUCCGGCCAGGGCAGUACCAACGAGCAGCCAAUCAACGACGAGAUGUACUACGAAGCUGAUGCCCUACAGCCUCUGGGCACCUGUAAAGCGCUGUAUCCAUUCGAUGCGACAAGCGAAGGAAGCAUUCCAAUGUCCGAGGGAGAGGAACUACUAGUAAUAGAGUUAGAUCAAGGUGAUGGGUGGACCCGGGUGCGGAGGUUAAGCGGUCCCAACGGGUGGGAGGAAGGAUUUGUGCCGACUAGUUACAUCGAAAGUACGCUGUAUGCGUAGUGUUGAUCACAACGCACUCUCAGACCGUAGAACGAAUUCGCGCAAAGCAAAGCGCGAUGAUCGACGUUACUGAACGCCAGUUUCAACCAUUAGCAACAGACAUAUGCACACAAACGAGAUCGGGUUGAAGGAAGGGGGUGACUCUUGUAAAUAAUCAAAAUCUGCGCCUUGGAUGGGUUGGCGAUCAGAAUCAUGGAGUAACUUUAAAAUCAAUACUAUGGAAAUUGUGGUGGGGCCUAUUGACUUCGCUAGACACUCAGAAACUUCUUAUGAUUGCUUCACGGGGCCGGUUGUGCGUGCAAUUCGGCUCACUCUUCUGGGUACUGAAUGUUUCGUCUGAAAGUUUUUGCGAACCUUGUAGCCUCCGUUGUAGUGUUGAUACUAGUAUACUUUUAUAUUAGGGCAAUUUAAUUUAGUCAAGUGACACCGUCUGUUUUAUUUAGCUUAGCUAUACGUUCGUGAGCGAAAGUGAGAAUGCAGGUUAGAUAGAAUGCUCAAACAUUUUUAUUUGAUAAAAGAAAAUGAAUAACCCACUCAAAAUUUCGAGAGAAAACAAAGAAACUGCUACUGCUGAAGUAUCAUCGUAAACAUUGCCAUUAAUCGUGAAAGAAAUUGGAACACUUUUAUGAAGAUGAUAGAUACAAUCAUUGGAAAACUUUCUUUACCUUUAAAAACCUUGCAUAUUCGUAGUUUCCUAUCUAUAUUACAUGAUCAUAGGAAAAAUACAAGCGAGAAUAUAGGGAAAACGGAGCAAAAAAAACAAAAUAAAAUAAAACAAUUACUGUUGCAUCUUACAACUCACAAAGGUUUAAUACAUAAAAACAGAUCCUAUAUGCGAGUAUAUAGCAAACACAAUUUAUUCGUUAUGCACUCAAAGGGAUUUUUCCGUUCUAAAUUUCGCGCCUCAUGAUUCCAAUAAAUAUAUUUAAUUUGUUUUGUUGCAUGAAAAUCUAUCGCUCGUCAGGAAUUGGAAGAAGUUAAGCUUGCAUGCGCUCAAUUGAACACAUGAACUAAUUGCAUCAUACUGAAGGAAGUGGCACUAUCUAAUGAAUGAUAACAUGACAGAUUAUAAAACGAGCGAUGAACGAUGAACAAAAAUGAACGUACGAUGAGCCUGCGAAAGAUUACCAUGCGAACAAAACAGAGAAGACUACCACUCAUCAAACACACUCUAGUAAAUCAUCAUAUCAAACAGCCAUACAGAUUUUUUUUCUUGAAAAAUAUAAUCAUGCAUAACAAAAUCCAUAAAUCGACAAACAGGUUCUUCUGUCACAUAUAUCAAAACCAGUCAGUCAAGCAUUGUAACGAUGUAAGCAAGGAUAAAAAAAAUAAACCACUAACAAUACCGGACUAAGCUAGCUGAAAACCAUAUAAUGUAACUUCUAUUUUUCUUUAUUUCUUUUUUUUUUGUUUGUAAAUUAUACCAAUUCCUCUUCUCUCCUCUUCCCCUUAAGAAAUCGUAUUAUUUUGCUUCUCGAGAGAAGCUGAUGCCUUAUUAUCAGUUAAGCCCAUUUUACGGUUCAUCCGGUCGGCAUUUUUGCGUUUAGCUUCUUUAUGUUUCUUGUACAUAUAUUUUCUUUCAGCAGGCCAGCGGAUGGACAAACGCUUAAAUAAAUAGGUUCAUUUUUAAUGAAGAAAGUAAUAUUAUCAUUGUACCUAGAAUGACUAUCCAACAAACAUGUAUUUUUAUUGACAAACAAAAAUCAUUGGAAACAAAUACAAGACAGCCGAAAAUGAAA
Toxorhynchites rutilus septentrionalis is the source of this 4412-nucleotide messenger RNA. It is a transcript of the gene Cip4, whose product is annotated as formin-binding protein 1-like. NCBI's taxonomy places the organism in Eukaryota, Metazoa, Arthropoda, Insecta, Diptera, Culicidae. The record is from RefSeq and is a predicted model, not a curated record. Gene Ontology annotation, biological process: signal transduction. Gene Ontology annotation, molecular function: protein binding. The transcript has 12 exons. The coding region runs from base 808 to 2673 and encodes 621 amino acids.